Messenger RNA from Triticum aestivum (bread wheat), 1238 nucleotides. RefSeq names its product transcription factor bHLH148. Lineage: Eukaryota; Viridiplantae; Streptophyta; Magnoliopsida; Poales; Poaceae. The transcript has a single exon. Gene Ontology annotation, molecular function: protein dimerization activity. The record is from RefSeq and is a predicted model, not a curated record. Bases 232 to 849 code for a protein of 205 amino acids. Gene Ontology annotation, biological process: regulation of DNA-templated transcription.
GGAGCGGCAUCACUGCUGUCAUUUGCCAAUACCGCCCCCUUUAUAUUCAAUCCCCCAACUUCUCCCACCUCCCCCAUCCCACCUCUUCUCUUCUCCCAAGUCCCAACUCAAAGGCAAGCGCAGACCCAGCUCAGCUCAGGCAACAACAAUCAGAUCACACACAGGCUGCCUAAUCCUGCUCUUCGUUGGCGGUUUCUGUGCAGCCCGCCGAGCUCUUGCGAGAAUAUUGCAAUGGCGUCCACGUCGAGCUCGACGGCGGUGGACGAGAGGGAGCGGAAGCGGAAGAGGGCAGCCGGGGGUGAUUCCACAGCGUCCGCCGGCCCGGGGACGGAGGCGCAGCCUUCCAAGUGGCGGACGCAGCGCGAGCACGAGAUCUACUCGUCCAAGCUCUUCGAGGCGCUCCGCCUUGUCCGAGGCGGGUCAUCGUCCGCGUCGACGGCGCCGGCGCGUGGCCGGGCCGUGCGGGAGGCCGCCGACCGCGCGCUCGCGGUGGCGGCCCGCGGGCGCUCGCGCUGGAGCCGCGCCAUACUCGCCUCCCGCCGCCGCCGCCUGCAGGCAGCCCACCGCGCGCGCCUCCGCGCCCCAGCCACACCACCCGCGCGCCACCCCUCCGUCGCUGCCGCCGCGCAGCCGCAGCCGGGGAAGGCACCGGCGCUGGCGAAGAAGGCGAAGGUGCUCGGGCGGCUGGUUCCCGGUUGCCACAAGCUGCCGUUCCCGGCGCUCCUGAGCGAGGCCUCCGACUACAUCAAGGCGCUGGAGAUGCAGGUGCGCGCCAUGACCGCUCUAGCCGAGGUCCUGGCGAGCGUCUCCUCGUCGUCAGCCUCCGGCAGCUCCUCCUCGCCGGCAUGACCCACGCUUCGUGCAUGAUUCGUGUAUUCGUUGUAAAUUUCACCCCAUCUUCCUCGUGGGUUGGAUUAGUUAGCCUCUCCUCUCUAGUGUGUCCUCUUGUUUCUCAGGUUGGUUGAGCGGUUAGUGUGUUGGUGAUAAUGAUGGCACUCUGGUGAUUUAAACCGUGCUGUAAUGCCUCUCUCUCUCUCUCUCGCUGUCUGGUUUUUUUUUUUGAGGUAUCUCGCUGUCUAGUUGUGGAGGCACAUUCGUUUUGUUCUAUUCUCUUCUCGCUUGGCUUUCUCCAUCUCCUCGGGAUUCUUUCGUGUGUUUGUUUCUUUUGUUCUCUUUCGAUCCCUUCUCUGAUAAAUGUAACAGGCAUGGAUAAAUGUUCAGAGCGCUCCCUUCGUCGA